Messenger RNA from Nematostella vectensis (starlet sea anemone), 897 nucleotides. RefSeq lists its product as uncharacterized. The record is from RefSeq and is a predicted model, not a curated record. NCBI's taxonomy places the organism in Eukaryota, Metazoa, Cnidaria, Anthozoa, Actiniaria, Edwardsiidae. Gene Ontology annotation, molecular function: nucleic acid binding. The transcript has 2 exons. The coding region runs from base 1 to 897 and encodes 298 amino acids. Gene Ontology annotation, biological process: DNA integration.
AUGAAGGGAACAGAUUUCCCAGAGCGACCGUGGUCCAAACUCGGAGCAGACUUCUUCCAACAUGAAGGCCGACACUACCUGCACAUAAUCGACUACUAUUCGCGCGAUAUCGAAAUAUACUUGGUGAGCAAGAAUGUAACAGCCUGUGAUACAGUAAACAAGAUGAAGAAUGCCUUUAGUCGACAUAGAAUCCCAGAUAUCUUAGUUACCGACAACGGACCACAGUUCGCCUCUGCAGAGUUCAACAAGAUUGCGGCAACAUGGGGAUUCGAUCACAUAACUUCAUCACCUCGGUACGCCCAGUCAAAUGGCGAAUCGGAACGAGCCGUCGAGACAAUAAAGAACUUUCUGAAGAAGUGCGAUGACGAGUACCUCGCUCUUCUAAGCUACAGAAACACACCGCUUCACAACGGAUAUUUUCCAUCACAGCUAAGUAUGGGUCGCAAACUAAAAACGAGAGUACCGUGCCACCCUGACGAGUUGAAACCCCAACUCCCAGACAAUGAUGUAGUGGGAAAGAGAGAAAGAGAGUACAGAAGAGAAAUGCGGGAAGACUAUGACCGCAGACACAGAGUUGCAGAGGGGGAGGAGUUAGCAGAAGGUGAUCGAGUAAGAAGAGCCUUAGGAAGCCCUCAGCCAACAUACGCUUCUACACAGUACAGGGCCCCUAUACUUCCCGAGAGAUACACGACUCCGGAAGCAAUACAAAGCCAGUCAAGCCCUCUCCCGGUACAACAACCAUCAGUCUCCGAGAAAGAGACCUUCAAUGAAAUGUCUGGACCCACACAAGGAGAUGGGAAUCGAGUACCAAAGCCGUGCCCUACGCCAGAGCAGGCAACCCUGAGGCGAUCAGAGAGAGUGCGCCGCAGACCUUGCAGAUACAUUGAAGAAUACUGA